AUGUCAAAUAUAACUGAAAUCGAUUCGUUCUUAACUACAAUCAAUACCAUUCAAACAAACUUUUCACGUUAUGGAUAUUUGAUCAUUUUCAUACUUGGAAAUAUUGGUUCACUUCUCAAUAUAUUAGUUCUUACUCGACCUAAUUAUCUUCGAAAUUCUUGUUCAUCUUAUAUUUUAGCAUCAACUCUGCCUAAUUUAUUGAUUAUAAAUAUUGUCAUUUUAUUCCGUAUUUUAGCUACAUUUGGUUUUGACUUAACUAGUAGAUCAAAACCUUUUUGUAAAUUCCAGUGGUAUAUUUCACAUUCAAUGACAUUAUUAUCAAGAACUUAUAUUUUAUUGGCAUGUAUUGAUCGAUGGGCUAUGACAUCAACAAUAGUUCGACGAAGAGCUUUUGCUCGUAUAAAGAUUUCUAUGAUUAUGAUCUCACUAGCAGGAAUGAUUUGGUCUUUAGUAUCUGUUCAUGUUCUUAUCGGACAAAAAAUAAUUGAAGGUCAAUGUGUGCCAGGUUCAAAAGCGUAUGCAAUAUUUUUUAAUGUUUAUAACACGGUCCUAGUUGGUAUUGUUACACCUGCUUUGAUGACUGGUUUUGGUUUAGUUACUAUUCGAAAUGUAAAACAACUUCAAAAUCGUGCAAAUCAUCGUGCACAGAUAAUUCAUACAAUAAUUAUCAAUCAAGAAAAUCAUCCAAAUGCGGUUAAUAAGAAAAGUUAUGAUUAUCAAUUAUUAUUUAUGGUACUUGUUCAAAUCUUCGUUUAUAUUAUUACAACCAUACCAUUUGUUAUGUAUUCAGUUUAUGCUGUAGUAACAGUGUAUUGGUCUAAAUCAAGUGUUCGGUUAGCAAAGGAAAAUUUAGCUAUGUCGAUUGCUUAUGUAUCAGUUCUUGCUAAUUUUUGUCUGACAUUUUAUAUUUACAUACUAACAUCUGCUACAUUUCGAAAAGAUUUAAAACGACUACUAUUGCAUAAUCGUUUUAUAGAUAAACUGUUUGGUAAUUGUCAUAAUCCACAAGUGGGACCACGACCAAUUACAAAUGGGAUCACGUGA
Adineta steineri is the source of this 1044-nucleotide messenger RNA. Lineage: Eukaryota; Metazoa; Rotifera; Eurotatoria; Adinetida; Adinetidae. The record is from the annotation of a GenBank genome assembly.